Messenger RNA from Effrenium voratum, 1452 nucleotides. Lineage: Eukaryota; Dinophyceae; Suessiales; Symbiodiniaceae. The record is from the annotation of a GenBank genome assembly.
GCUUGAUACCGUCCACUCCUCCCACGGGAAACGCGCGAGCCAUGCUCCGGGCCCUUGCGGCGAUUGCGUGCCUCCCGUUUUCUCUGGGCUCGGCUUUGGUGCCGCGGCGCGUGGCUUUCGGCGCCGGAGAUUGGCGGCACAAGGCGCUGGAGGCGCUGUGGACGGAGGGGGCCGUGGUGGUCGCCGACGUUGGCGACGGAGGGGAGGAAGACUUCAAGGAGGCAGCGCUGAGGCUACCGCGGCAGCUCUUUGCAGAGAGGCCUAAGCUGCUGUCCGCGGAUGCCCCGGUGUCCGGUGUCCAUGAGGAGCUGUUAGAGGCCAAGCGCCGGGGCAAGUACUUGCCCGGCAGCGGCCUGCUGCCCCACACGGACGGUUACGUGUAUGGGGACUUCUUGCCAGACUUUGUUACCCUGCUCUGUGAGGAGCCCUCCGUGGAAGGGGGCGCCAACACACUGCUGGAUGGCGUCGCCUUGGCGCGUACCCUGGACCAAGAGGCCUUGCACUGGCUGGAGACCACGCCGGUGGAUUUGUCGGAGGCCGAUGCCUCGGGCAUCGCGGCGGGCCGCAAAGCGGAGGGCCCGGUGAUCCAGUGGCCCAGCACCUCCACAGGUGAGCGGCGGCUGAAGUGGCGGCGCCAGAUCAAUGUGGAGGAAGCCAAGCGGACCCGCAACUGGCAUCCUUUGGACGCGAGCGGAUCCGCGGCUGAAGGAGUGGCAGGUCGGUAUGUGUCUUUGUGGAAGCCGCUGCCCAACGCCACAGAGGCCGAAGCCAAGGAGAUCCGCCGGAACUUGGCGGAGCUCGAUGGGCGCCUGCAAAGCGCCUUUGCCUCCGCGGAGCGCGAGGGGACCUUUUCCCUGGCCCGAGGUGAGGCUUUGGUCAUCGAUAACUGGCGGGUCCUGCACUCUAGGGGUCCUUACAAAGGCACCCGCAAGAUGUGGCGCGUGUGGUCCUGGACGUCGGAGGGCUCCGGGCUACCCCCCGGCGGAGCCAAGACCUCCCAGCCCCUCAGCGAGGUCUUCGACGCGCCGCGCGCGGAGCUCUGAGGCCGCUGUUCGGCCAAAGGGGCCGAGCAGCAACUGCUUGUUUUGCUAUUUUUGUGGGGAGGGGGGGGGUUAGAAUCGGGGUCCCAACUAUGUUUUGGACUUCCGGUUGACAUUGGCAUUUUCGGUGGCGCCGAGUGGCAACGGCUGCGCCCUCUUAAUUUCCGCUGGCUGAACAGUUGCCGCCGCCCUCGCACGCUCCUGAAUGCUUCGCCGGCGUUUAGUUGCGCGAGGCGCAGGUGUUGCGAUCACCGCUCUGUGCAGUUCUUGCCCGCUGAUGCAUUCAGAGGGUCUCUGGCGGAACACGGGCAUCCGACUGCGACUACAGCCGCUUCAAGCUGUUCGAAUCUCCCAGUAAAGCACGGUUGGGUCAUUGUUUUGUACAACGCGACUGGCACGAGAAUGGCGGAUC